UCUUUUUAACAGAUAUCAACAAUGAUUCGUUUAGUGAUGAUUUUGAUGAAUGCUGUAUUUCUUUGUGUUGUCACAGCGGAUAUGGAUAUGAAAUUUGGCUAUCACGUUGUUGAGGGGAAUGCCAGAUAUUUGGAAAACAUAGAAACCAACCUAGCAGAGAAUACGGUAAAAAUUCACACCCCAGCACACAAUGAUGUUAUGGAAUCGUACCAAAUCCAAGAUUUUCGUCAGGGUAUGCAGAUGAAAUGUCUUCCUUCCGUCGAGCAGUGUAGACUACGGGACAUAGACAGAAAAACUGCAGGAGAUGCCGGUCAAGUUACAGAGGGAUUUAUCCACAGCUGGAACAAAGGAGAUAAUACUAUAAAUAGUGACAACGAGAAAGUCGUGAAGGAAAUGUAUUAUAUCAAUUUAGAUCAGGUAGUGGAUGUCAAAUCACUUGAAGGGGCAUUGAAAAAGUUUUAUCAGGAUUUUAAUUACCCUGUGUAUAAGGAAAAGAAGAUACCAGACGAUGCUGAAAUGUUGAAUAUAACACGUUCGACAGGUUACAAAAACAAAGGUGGUCGUGUUAAAAGGCAAUUCACGACGCUAAAUAACGAUUGCAAACAACAGCAAGCAAAGACAAUUUUUGGUAUUGAUUCAGGGAGAAGUUGCAAUCAUCUAAAAAUGUGUGAAACAAAGGAAAGAAGAAAUGGGCGAUGGGUACUGACAGAUUGUGACAAUGUACACAUUACUUCACCAUUAGUCUAUCUAUGUGUGUGCUGUCCUUGGGUAACAUCAAUCGAUCUAAACGGAAAUGAAUGUGCAUGUUCUAGAAUGCAGGACUGGUAGAAUAUACUAGUUAAGAUAAACACUCCAAAUAACAGGAUUAUGCAGAACAGUAUUCUUAUCUGAAUAAAAUAACAUUUCCAAUUGAAGUGUGUCUAUCAGCUUUGACCACCAUGAUUAAUGUUUUGUAUGAAUCUUCUCUUUAUGCAAACAUAGUAUUUCAGAAAAUAAAAUAUGUAAAACAUGAA
Messenger RNA from Mytilus trossulus (common blue mussel), 1013 nucleotides. RefSeq lists its product as uncharacterized. The coding region runs from base 22 to 828 and encodes 268 amino acids. The record is from RefSeq and is a predicted model, not a curated record. The transcript has 6 exons. NCBI's taxonomy places the organism in Eukaryota, Metazoa, Mollusca, Bivalvia, Mytilida, Mytilidae.